This is a messenger RNA of Lethenteron reissneri (Far Eastern brook lamprey), 4534 nucleotides long. It is a transcript of the gene ACER3, whose product is annotated as alkaline ceramidase 3. Gene Ontology annotation, cellular component: endoplasmic reticulum membrane. The record is from RefSeq and is a predicted model, not a curated record. Gene Ontology annotation, biological process: ceramide metabolic process; phytosphingosine biosynthetic process. Lineage: Eukaryota; Metazoa; Chordata; Hyperoartia; Petromyzontiformes; Petromyzontidae. Gene Ontology annotation, molecular function: N-acylsphingosine amidohydrolase activity.
CACGCGCGCACACUCUCUCCCACCCGCACACACAUCACUGCGCUCCCUCCCUCUCCUCUCUCAUUCAUUCAUUCACACGCGCGCACCGCGCACCACACGAAGCAGCCAGCAGCUGUAGCCCAUUGCCAACUGCAUUUUCCUUGCGCGCGCGUGUGUGUGUGUCUCUCUCUGUCUGUCUGCAUGUGCCUCCUUGCGUUAUCAUCCUCCACACACACGCAGCGCGUGUUGACUGCACUGCGCUAUGGCUCCCGUGGACAGCACGCGAGGCUACUGGGGACCGCCCACCGCCACUCUUGACUGGUGCGAAGAGAAUUACGUGGUCAGCGUGUACGUCGCAGAAUUCUGGAACACGGUGAGCAACGUGGUGAUGAUCGUCCCGCCGCUCUACGGGGCACUGCACACGCUGCGCUCCGGCCUCGAGAGACGAUACAUCGCCGCCUUCCUCGGCCUGGCCGUCGUUGGGAUCGGGUCCUGGUGGUUUCACAUGACUCUCCUCUACCACAUGCAGCUGCUGGACGAGUUGCCGAUGAUCUACAGCUGCUGCAUCUUCGUCUACUGCCUCUACGAAUGCUUCAAGCCCAAGAACACGCACAACUACCCGCUGGCGGGGCUGCUGUGCGCCUACAGCCUGCUCGUCACGGCGGUCUACCUGUCCUGGAAGGAACCCGUCUUCCACCAGGUGAUGUACAGCAUCCUGGUGGCUGCGGUGGUGUUUCGAGCUGCGUAUAUCGUCACCUGGGUCUACCCGCAGCUGCGCCCGCACGCGUACACGUUCGUCGGGGUGUUCCUGGCGGGGUUCGUGCUCUGGAACGUCGACAAUAUCUUCUGCAGCACCUGGAGGGAUGUUCGCGGCAGAGUGAAAGUGCCCGUCCUGGGAGCGGUCACGCAGUUCCACGCGUGGUGGCACAUCCUGACGGGACUGGGGUCGUACCUGCACAUUCUGUUCAGCCUCCACACCAGGGCCGUCCACUUGAAGUGCAAGCCUCGGCUCAGGUUCCUUGCCGGAGUGUGGCCGGUGAUGGAGGUGGACGCGCCGAAACAUCUCUGAACUUCAAGGAGAGUCGGCGAUGGUGGGGGCGUGGGGACUUUGUUGGUGUCUUUUAUUUUAUUUUAAAUUCUUGCGCGUUGUUUUGCGUGCGUGCGUUCCGAGCGCGUUCUACACACAGCGUGAGCGUGCGUCAUUAAAACGGGCACUCGUCGUCGGUGUGCGUCCUAUCACGGAGCCUACACAAAAAGCAAUAAACGGCGAAUCGUGGCGGAGGACAGAAAAAAAAACAACGCAACCCUUUGUGGGGAGGCACAGACCCCCCCCCGACCCCCGUAGGGCCAAUUCGCUUCCAGACCCGAAGUCGGCACCCGGAUGAAGGGCGCAGCGGCGGCGACCUGCAGGAGGUGUUCCGAGCGCCGGCCGGCAGCGAAGGACAUGAAGGAAGCGAGCCGUCUCGAAACAAUCAACGCUUUUGCUCUCUGUUCGCUUAUUUGUACAAUCGUGUUUUGUUUUACACCGCUCAUGUUGUGCUCAUUCAAGACGAGCGGAGAAGGCACAAAUUGUGAACGUGUUUGUCACUGCCGUACGGGCGGUGUCAUUUUUGUAAUCGUGAAACCGAACAAAGCCAAGCUGUGGUGGUAACAAGUGCUUGUCGCAAGCACGUGCUGUAAGGGGGUUCAACUGUGAAGACGGCAACAACCAGCAAUGACGGCGGUAAUAUUGAGCCGAGGCUGUAGUUUGUGAAGACAGUAUGAAUUUGCACUAUUAGUCCACAUUCAUGACCGAAAAAAUGACGCGUAAACGAUUCACGAUCAACGCUUCGAUUUUAAGAUUUUUUUUUCAUCUCAUUUGCACCGCGUCACCUGUACCCUCUCAUCAUAUUUGCUAUGUGUUCUGCACCGUCUUUCCGUCUUGUUCAUUCAGACCAGUAGCCGAAUUCAGUCGAUUCAGAGAUAGGCCCCACUGGGCAGUAAAGGUGGCGCAGUGGUCACCCUGGUGCCUUGCGGCAAGAAGGCCCUGGGUUCGAUGCCCGACUCGGGCGCCCUUCUGUGCAGAGUUUGCGAGUUUUCCGCCUGUCUCUGCAUUGGUUUCCUCCGGGUUGUCCGCAACUCCCGUUUACCAAGUUGGCCAAACAUCCCCAAUGAGUCUUUGGACUCAAGUGUGGCUCUCCUGGGUAAAUUGGUAGUAAUUAAUGAAACAAUUAAAAGGAAACACGUAACAUUUUUUGCAAAUGAAAAUAGGUCCAAUUCAGAAUCUUUAAUUAUCCUGGAGGAAUCCGAUGAGCUAGGAAGCUCUUUUUCACACAUAGUGCAGUGCUGUGGCUCACAGAGGUUCGCGCACUGCACAAUGAACCCGGCGACCUGAGUUCAAGUCCCAGCCACGACCAACAUCAGUGGCAAGUGGCAUCCCAACCGGAUCUGCAUCCCCCGCCUUCACUAGCCUGCACUAGUCUGCACUGACCAGUGUGGUGAAGUAUAGUCAAACAACCGCCGUGACAGACACGGCGUGGGGAAGCCUUCAUCGAGCAAUGUAUUGGCAGAGGGCUGUGAAUUAUGAUUUACUUAUUACUCUGUCACCAACGUUUCAACUUUAUAUUGAUGCUAAAUACACACAUCGUGACAUACCUAUGACAUGCUCUCUGUCCAAGGAAGCCAAAGCGGAGGAUUUGAGAGCUUCGAACGGUGGGUAGAAUAGCGCGGUUGGCUACGUACGUGCACGCGUAGAAUUUCGCUUGAAUUUCGCUUGAAUUGUGGAGCAAACGUGACCCCGUGACUUCCCGACACCAAACCACGCGCAUCACCGCCCACACACGGCCCAGUAACGACGCCACGGUGACGAUUAAAGAUAAUUUGCCAAUUUGCGCCGCGCAACGACCGGUGAGACGGUCACGCGGCAACGGGAGAGCGAUUCGCUUCGUCCGCUGGUGCGGCACGUGUGGCGACUCCACCACGUGUGGCGACUCCACGACACGCCGUACACACGCCGCAACGUUCAUGUGCAUACGCAGCGGCGGCCCGCAUCAACUGUUGCACACACACAGACACACACCUGUAGGUCAGUGUGAUGUACGAGUAUAAUAUGAAUGCACACAGUGUUCAUGGAGGUAUUAUUCACCGCUAAGCUUUAUAGACUCCGUGGGGGGUGAUGGUUGAUUAAUCCCCCCUCUCCACCCACGAGAUCCUGAAAAUUGGUAUUCUAUUGACGUUCGCCAGAGAAAAACGUGACAUCUCAGCACCCCCCCCCCCCGCCCCCCCACCUUGGGAAUAAUCUCGAUCCGGCUGGGGGUCGACUGGAGCUUGAACCGCACAGUUGACAGUAGGAGGGGGGUGCACACUCGGAAAUGUAAGAAAUGAAGCGUUUGCCAACACAAACAAAAACAUCGAGCGAUCUUCAACAGCUCCAACAACGCAAGCGGCAAUUGAACGAAGCGCAGCCGAGACGCCGACGGGCAUCUGGGGGCACGGAGCCCCCGAGUCUCGAUACGCCGUGGCGUCUCCAUCGCCACGGCGGACACGGGAAAGUUCCAGGGGCAUGAGAUUCGUCAGAUACGAUCUCCACACUACCGCACGCGCGCGCGCGUGUGCGCGUAUUAGGAACCUCGGUCGCACGACUGUUGAAUUAUAAUUGCACACCUUUAAGGAGACCCCAUAUAUAAAGGGGAGCUAUAGUGCACAUUGCGGUUCUCUAUAUAUCUAUACAGCACAGCACGUUCUCAUGGCGUGGAGAACGUGCAGGAAGACUUAACAGCUUGGUGACCUGAUGCCAUUUAUGGAAGUUCCACAUUCCUAUGACGGGGACAAGUCUAUGCACAGGAUAACUACUGUUGACUCUCCUGCAUCCCUUGAUGCAGCCUCAAGAGGUAGUGCUCAUUUUAUCAACCCCCGGAGGGAUGAUGGUUGUGAUGGGUGUUGAUGGGGCUUGAAAGGACUCUGUAGAGGGCUUCAAACUCAUGAUUUGUCCAGUCAUGUGGACACAUCGAUCAUCGAACAGAUAUUGACAUUUGCGACAGACUGAUGAACAUUCUAGUGAUGUUCUACAAGGCCUAGAAAUCUGACAUUUGGCACAAAUAUAGUCCAAGUCUAUGCUUAGAUCCAGGGAAUUCCAAAAAAGCGAACUUUUCGCACCCAAAAACUACAGCCAAGAAUCAGAUUUCUUUCAGGGUCGCCUAAAUGUCGACAUCGCUUUCGAGUCUAAAUACGUUCUCCGUCAUCGGUUAACAAAGUAAAUGGUCACCCCGAGGAGUGCGAAGACAAAGCCGACCGAGAGCAGGCAUAUCUCGCUACCAGUGAAUAGUUAACAGCACGUGAAGUGUGCACAUCAACUUGCUAAUACUUUCCACUGACGCACUUGCGGUUUGUGUAAAUGUGGAUGUAUAAACGGUUACACGCAGAGAGUACAAAAUACGUAACUCUAUAUAUGCAAAUAUAUACUGCGGAGUGUAUGCUCUAAUCAUGAUCAUGCUUUCAUCCGUGUCUUAAGGAUUGAGGUUUUUGCAAAAAACCUUAGCAACAAAGUGCCAUUAAAACAACUUGUGUGCUUGCAAGA